Molecule: messenger RNA, 756 nt
Organism: Thyridium curvatum
Lineage: Eukaryota; Fungi; Ascomycota; Sordariomycetes; Thyridiales; Thyridiaceae
Exons: 2
Coding region: 1-756 (251 amino acids)
Biological process (GO): Golgi organization; intracellular protein transport; endoplasmic reticulum to Golgi vesicle-mediated transport
Cellular component (GO): Golgi apparatus; COPII-coated ER to Golgi transport vesicle; endoplasmic reticulum
Source: RefSeq, a predicted model, not a curated record
AUGAGAGCGUUCCUCCCCAUGCUCGCCCUGAGCACCGUCGCUCAGGCGCUCUACUUUUACAUCGACGGCUCCGUGCCCAAGUGCUUCUUCGAGGAGCUGCCCAAGGACACCAUGGUCGUCGGCACCUACACGGCCGAGGAGUUCGACGAGCAGCGCGGGGUCUGGUGGAAGCACGACGGCCUGAGCAUCUACAUCUCCGUCGACGUAAGAAGAGCCAGCGCCUUUCUCCCCCCCUCUCUCUUUCUCUCUCCUCUCUUUGAUGAUAAUACUGACCGUACGCCAAUCGCUCCGCCAAAACAGGAAACCUUCGACAACGACCACCGCGUCGUCUCCAACCGCGGCCAGGCCGAGGGCCGCUUCACCUUCACGGCCGCCGACGCGGGCGAGCACAAGCUCUGCUUCACGCCCUCGUCCAACUCGGGCCGCUCCUCGUGGCUCUCCAUCAACAACCCCAACGGCGGCGUCCGCUUCACCCUCGACCUCGCCAUCGGCGAGACGAGCGCCAUCGAGUCGUCCGACAAGUCCAAGAUCGAGGACAUCGCCGGCCGCAUCCGCGACCUCAACGCCCGCCUCAACGACAUCCGGAGGGAGCAGGUCUUCCAGAGGGAACGCGAGGCCGAGUUCCGCGACCAGUCCGAGUCGACAAACGCCCGCGUCAUCCGCUGGAUCAUCAUCCAGCUCGUCAUCCUCGGCGGCACCUGCGCCUGGCAGCUCUCCCACCUGCGGUCCUUCUUCAUCAAGCAGAAGCUCACGUAA